CCCGCCCGCUCCGCCCGCUGCGCGGAGCCGAGCCGAGCGGCCAGGGCUGGGCGCGACCCCGGCCAGCGGCGGCGCAGAAAGCAGGCGGAGGCGCGGGCCAUGCUGCCGCUAGCGCUCGCCGGGGCCCGAGCCAUCGUGGACAUGUCGUACUCCCGCCACUUCCUGGACUUCCAGGGCUCGGCCAUCCCCCGCGCCAUGCAGAAGCUGGUGGUGACCCGGCUGAGCCCCAGCUUCCGCGAGGCCGUCACCCUGCGCCGGGACUGCCCGGUCCCACGCCCCGGGGACGGAGACCUCCUCGUCCGGAACCGAUUUGUUGGUGUUAAUGCAUCUGACAUAAACUAUUCAGCCGGCCGCUAAGACCCUUCCGUCAAGACCCCCUUUGACGCAGGUUUCGAAGGUGUAGGCGAGGUGGUGGCCUUGGGCCUCUCCCCCAGCGCCGCAUUCACAGUUGGCCAGGCUGUGGCUCACACGGCACCUGGCUCUUUUGCCGAGUACACAGCGGUGCCGGCCGUGCAACCCGAGUGCCUCACCGUCCUGGCGGGUGGCACCGCGGCCUACGUGAGCCUGAAAGAGCCCGGAGAGCUAUGAGAGGGGAGGAAAGUUCUGGUGACCGAGGCCGCUGGGGGGGCCGGCCGGUUUGCCGUCCAGCUUGCAAAGAAGGCCAAGGGCCAUGAAACUGGAACUUGCUCUUCUGAUGAAAAGUCUGUCUUUCCGAAAUCUCUCGGCUGGGAUCGUCCCAUCACCUAUAACGGCGAGCACGUGGGUGCUGUCCUGAAGCAGGAGUACCCCCGAGGUGUGGACGUGGUACGUGAAUCCGUCGGGGGAGCCAUGUUUCACUCGGCUGUGGACACCUUGGCUACCAAAGGGCGCUUGAUAGUAAUUGGGUUUGUCUCUGGCUACCAAACUCCUACAGGCCUGUCCCCUGUGAAAGCAGGAACACUAGCAGCCAAACUGCUGAAGAAAUCUUCCAGCGUCCAGGGCUUCCUCUUGAGCCAUUACCUUUCUAAGUAUCCAGCCACCAUGGACCACUUGCUUAAGAUGUAUGCAAGUGGAGAGCUGGUUUGUAAGGUCAACCUUGGAGGUCUGUCUGCAGAGGGCAGGUUUACCGGCCUGGAGUCUGUCUUCCGGGCCGUCGAUUAUAUGUACGUGAGAAAAAACACUGGAAAAAUUGUUGUUGAAUUACCUCAUUCUGUCAACAGUAAGCUGUAAAAACAGAACAAUGGCAUAAAUAAAAGGAGAAAGAAAAUGGACAUUUUA
This is a messenger RNA of Kogia breviceps (pygmy sperm whale), 1257 nucleotides long. RefSeq names its product prostaglandin reductase 3 (gene PTGR3). NCBI's taxonomy places the organism in Eukaryota, Metazoa, Chordata, Mammalia, Artiodactyla, Physeteridae. The record is from RefSeq and is a predicted model, not a curated record. Gene Ontology annotation, cellular component: mitochondrion.